GCUAGCUCAUCGAGUCGCCCGCCCUGACCGCUUGGCCUGGUAUCGUAACUUUCUGGCCACACGAUGAGUGAAUUGCAAUCUUUUUUUGCGUCCGACUCGGAGUACUCGGAGGACGAAGCCCAAACAAGCGCUGACCUACCUCGUCGCGUGGCCGAUGCCGCUGCGUCCGGAGACAUAGACACAAUUCGGAGAUGGCUCGCCGCCGGCGGCUCACCAGACGCAGUUCUGAGAUGGAGCGACGGGAGGACAUACGGAAUCCUCGAUUUUACCUGCGCGUCGAGCCGGCCGUCGAACACUGAAAUUGUGGACCUGCUCCUCGCGGCCGGCGUCAACCUCGAAGGUCCACGUGGUGGCACGUCAGUGGAAAUUGCGUCAAAGUAUGGCGCGGAGGCUACUGUUCGCAGACUCCUGAGGGCCGGAGCAUCGGUCCAUGGAGGUGGAGCUCAGAGUGAAGGGCGUACCAGUGGCGUCACACCCCUCCACAAGGCCGUGAUAGCGAAUAAUUGGGGGUUUUACAGGGACCCUUGGUCAAUCGCCCAAGCCAAACGAGCCACGUCGCUCGGGCACCAGGGCAUCGUCCGAAUGCUCCUCGCGCAUGGCGCCACGGUCGACGGACGCGCUUCUUCAUCUCAAUCCACCCCGCUCCAUAUAGCCGCAAGGCUGGCCGGUUUUAUUUCUCUCGGCCUCGUGAAGGAGUUGCUGAAAAAUUGCGCGUCACUUGAUGCCGUCGACUUUAGCGGACAUGUUCCAGAGGAAGUUGCACAGAGCAGGCUAGCAAGGCCGAUUUACACUGGUAACGGCAUUCCAGAGGACCCGCAGUCCCUCCGGCGCCCGGGAGCCGUCGAGGCGUUCCUCGCGCUCCUCGCCGACGUGCGCGCCGCGGGUUCGUUCAAGCGCUACGCGAACGCGCAGAGCGCGGCGUGGAAAACAAGCGUGGUCGCCAGCUGAGCCGACUCACCGGCGAUAUCCACGCAGGCCGCGCCUCGAUGUCGUCGUCCUGCAGGCGCUCUGCGCCGAAGGCCGCGCGUCGCCGCCGCCCGUCCUCACGCGCCUCUUCCCGACCUCUACGAAGUCGCCGCACCUGCCGAAGGAAAUCUUCUGGCGCAUCCUCCAGUUCUGGCGCACGGACCGCGACCCCUGACUAGUAAGAGAAGCUUUACACAG
This is a messenger RNA of Pelagomonas calceolata, 1164 nucleotides long. Lineage: Eukaryota; Pelagophyceae; Pelagomonadales; Pelagomonadaceae. The record is from the annotation of a GenBank genome assembly.